Astyanax mexicanus (Mexican tetra) is the source of this 3654-nucleotide messenger RNA. RefSeq names its product F-box protein 22 (gene fbxo22). The record is from RefSeq and is a predicted model, not a curated record. Gene Ontology annotation, biological process: positive regulation of proteasomal ubiquitin-dependent protein catabolic process; regulation of skeletal muscle fiber development; protein polyubiquitination. The transcript is spliced from 7 exons. Lineage: Eukaryota; Metazoa; Chordata; Actinopteri; Characiformes; Acestrorhamphidae. Bases 39 to 1214 code for a protein of 391 amino acids. Gene Ontology annotation, molecular function: protein binding.
GUCCCUAGUUCCGGUGGGCUGUGUUGUGUUGUGUAGAGAUGGCGGAGUGCGGAGCUGCGGGCUGUAGUUCUCUGCAGGCGGACAGUAAAGCGGGAUAUGUGCUCAGUACUGUCGCUGAAGUGGUGGAGAGGAUCCUCACCUUCAUCCCGACCAAAGCCCUGCUCCGGAUAGCGGGGGUCAGUAGAUUAUGGAGGAACUGCGCCCGCAGAGUCCUGAAGACCCAGCAGAAGAUCAGCUGGCUGUCUGCUUCUGGAUCAUCCAGAUAUGAAGAACAUGUUCUUCUGGGAACCAUGGAGGAAGGAUUAGAGGAGAUCUACCUGCUGCCCCACACAGCUCUGUUAAUGGUAGACAGUGAACAUUUCAGUGGACAUAACGGUUCCUACAGACACAAAAAAGCGAGGAAGUGUCAGGAUGAGGACGGGUUGGAUGCGAUGGACAGGCUGAGACACUUGUUGCCGAAAUCCUGUGAUAUUUUAUGGAUUGUCACCCCGGGAAUUGUGUUGACGCCCCCCCGCCUGCCCUGCAGCUGCCCUCAGGAGUUCAUGGAGGGAGAAGCUGGAUUCAGCCUCCUUUUUCCUGCUAUGGAGGGGGUUCACAUCCGCCCCUUCCACUUCUGCAAAAAGAACCUUAACCAGACUUCUCUGGAGGAAGCAGGGUUGGUUGGAAACCCCGACCUGAAGGUGGUGCUGCUGUUCGGUUAUGAUGCUUAUAAAUCUGGAGCCGCUCGGUUCCUGAAUCAGCUGCUGGAGCCGCUGGCCCACAGUAACGUCCUGAUCGCCGGCGGCCACGUGGAGAAAGCUUUCCCUCAGCACAGAGACUGCUGUUCUCCCGGCUCGUUCGGGGUGAUGGGUCUUGCAUUAAGUGGCUCCAGGAUCCAGGGCGCCUCGGUGCUGCUGGAUCAGGACGUCAGCAGCCCGAAAGCAGCCGAGGUUACGAUCCGGCGGCUAAAGGCGGCCGACAUCCCCGAGAGAAACACCAUCGGCUUCAUGUUCGCCUGCGUCGCCCGCGGCCACAACCACUACAACAACCAGCACAACGUGGAGGCCGACACCUUCCACAAGGUGUUCCCCGGCGUGCCGCUCUUCGGCUUCUUCGGGAACGGGGAGAUCGGCUGCGACCGCAUCGUUAAAGAGAACUACACGCUUAGCGAAACGGACGCUAACGGACUGCAGCACGGAUACACCACCGUCAUGAGCCUUGUGCAUCUAGGAUAAUGAUGAUGAUGAUGAUGAUGAUUCCUGGAGAAACUAGGCUGCUGGACUUCCUGUCUUAAACAUCACAGCGUGUGAUGGACAGGGAUUGGCUGAGAUGAUCAUUUAAGCAGCAAAUCAGAUCCAGUUUAUGUUGGUUGAUUAAAUAAAUACAGGAUGUACAUUUUGAUUUAUAAAGGUCAGGCCCAGCAUUAGACAAUGUUUGGUUUUUGUUGUUUUGUUUGAUUUGAUCGCUGAAAGUGACCCUAAAACCAGAAUAAAGCUCUAUCCGUACAGGAUUAGUUUCUUAGGGGGUCGUCUGUGUAAAAUAUAUCACAUUUUUACUUUUUGGUGAUAAAACUCCUGAGGAUCAGUGAGUUUUUAUUUUUAUUUUUUGGCUUUCUCGGUCACAGCAGGUCAUGGAGUUCAGUAGCUCCUCCAUUUUCACUCACUGUUUUGUUUAUACAUGGAUCUGUGGAAAUGCCCAAGCACCCAAAGUGUAAUUAUUGGUAUCAUGCACAGCAGUGGACAAAUAGCUAAACUUGUAUUAAAGGCGAGGAGACGAAACUCAGAGAUGUGCGUCCGGACGGGACUAAAAUUACCGGAGGAGCACGGAGUUCAGAGAAAAACAGUAGAUAAUUCAGCCUGUAAUUUUCUCAGAGGACGUCUGAGAAAAACACCUACAUGAUCGUUCUGGACGGGAAUAAAAUCACAGAGGAUAAAAAAAAACCCAUAAAGAGAAAAUUAACCCAGAACCCCCUGAGAAACUAAUCCUGUCAGGAUAGAGCUUUUGUACAUAUCAGGUCAUCUAUAGCAGCUUUCUGCCAGUUAGAGUCCAUGUUCUCCAGUUCCUCUCAGUACUAAAGACCUUUCCCACGCCUGUUGGGAAGUUCAGACCAUUCUUCACACCAAGCUGGAUGUGUGUGUUUACAUCUAUGUGGGCAGAGUCUCUCCUUAUACUUCACUCUGAUUGGUUUGUAUAAUGCUGUCAGUUCAGUGAGUUUCCUUUCAGCAGGUGUUGUGCUGAAUUCUGCUCUCUGGCAGAAUGCGUCUCUAUUCUUCAGAUUCCCCUCAGAUUCCUUUUAUUAGUGUUUAUAAACAAGGGUUAAUCUACAGUUACAGUAGAUACAGAAUCACCAGGACCUUAAUCUGUUGUAGACAGAUUUCAGCACAACACCUCUUUCUUUUUCUUCUUCUAUUGUUUAAUGGGUGACAAUAGCCUGGUUCUAUAAACUUCCUGCACUUUCUGAAAGUAAUUCUGUAAUUCUGAAAAAAUUCAUCCUUAACAGAAGCUUCUCUGGAAAUGCCAUAUGUAUGGCAGUAUUCUCCCGCAUCAGAAAAUAAAUGUAUACAUAAAUAUAUAUUUUUAUGUUUAAUAGAAACCGAAUCGGCCAAUCGGUCCAGUGGUGAUUGAUCCAUUGGUCUUCUUUUUUUUUUUCUACAUGGUAUUUUCUAAUAUACACUGUGUUUAGACAAUGACUGCUAGCAUUCCUCUUUUAAGUACUUAAGUACAGUUAAGUAAUCUCAAGUACCCUAAUUACAGUCAGAUUGCAGAACCUGUUAUUAGUUCAGAUUUGCAUUGAUGUUAUUCUGUUAAGAAAUGCGGUUUCUUUUUUUCUAGUUUUUGAUUUUAUACAGAGCUCCUUACACUAAAUCAUAAUUUACUAAAAUAGUAAUAGUAAAAGACUUUACAUCUGAUUACUGUACUUUUUACUUUACGUUCUGUUUAGUAAAUACGACGUGCAAAAAUUAAUCAUCUUGAUUUCCAAAAAUAUGAAUACUGCUUUUCUUCUGUAUUUUUUUAAAUAUUUCUUUGUACAGUUUUAUUUGAUUUGUGCUGUUUGAUCACUCAAGUUCUGAGUAUUAGUAAAGUUACUUUGAGACAAAAAAGAGUAUUAUCUUUAUUUAUUAUUAUAUAAUUAUUAUUAUAUAAUCAAGAGGAAGAUGGAUGAUCACAAACCAUCAAACCACCAAACUGAACUGCUUGAAUUUUUGCACCAGGAGUAAAGCAGCAUAAAGUUAUCCAAAAGCAGUGUGUAAGACUGGUGGAGGAGAACAUGAUGCCAAGAUGCAUGAAAAAAAACUGUGAUUAAAAACCAACCAGGGUUAUUCCACCAAAUAUUGAUUAUUUCUGAACUCUUAAAACUUUAUGAAUAUGAACUUGUUUUCUUUGCAUUAUUUGAGGUCUGAAAGCUCUGCAUCUUUUUUUUUUUGUUAUUUCAGCCAUUUCUCAUUUUCGGUAAAUAAAUGCUAUUUUAUACCAUUAACCUUUUUUUUUUAUUUUACUCAAACAUAAACCUGUAAAUAGCAAAAUCAGAGAAACUGAUUCAGAAACUGAAGUGCCCUCUUCAUUUUUUUCCAGAGCUGUAUAUCGAAGUAUGUUUAUGCAGUUAUCACAGACUUUUAAAUUAUUCAAUUUGUUGUUGAUGAAAGUUAUUGAAAUAAUUAUAUUAAUUUAAAAGAA